Molecule: messenger RNA, 2209 nt
Organism: Protomyces lactucae-debilis
Lineage: Eukaryota; Fungi; Ascomycota; Taphrinomycetes; Taphrinales; Protomycetaceae
Product: putative peptidase family-domain-containing protein
Exons: 1
Coding region: 179-2047 (622 amino acids)
Cellular component (GO): cytoplasm
Source: RefSeq, a predicted model, not a curated record
UAGAUAUCUUAGUAGAUGCAGCUGGUCAAAACAGUGUCAAGACAAAAUUAUAUGACUGCUAAUUGUUGUCCAUCUGACCAGCGACAAGAACAACCAGGACGGGUAAGUACUCUAGUCUACUGCUGCAUGUUACUCUCUAAAACACUCCUGCUUCACUUCUGUAUAUAGUCUAAACUCAAUGAACGCUCCGUCAAGCAUUCUAGACGCAAUGCUGCCUCAAAUAACCUCACUCUUUCCCGGCUCAACUGUCCACACACGCUUGCUCCUCGUCCAUGGCUCAGUCCAUGGCGUCAAUCAAGGAACACUGCACAUCACGCCUCAAGGCAGUCCAUCACUGCAAGUAUCCAUCGUCUCAAGCACAUUCAAAGCCUUGAUACCACUACAAUCAGGCGACAAUGUCAUCCAUCUUGCCUACGAGUCACAUCGCAGCGAAUACCCCGUCCGCUAUGCACCACUCUCAACACCACCCCUCAAGCUUGUCAUUAUCGCAGGCAAAGACUCACCGCUGCUGUAUGACGAUGUGCCGAACCCGAGAGAACCCAAUACGGUCGAGACGGCUAUUAAGAAGCUCAGACUUGCAGGCUACUUGUGGUCUGCCUAUACAGCCAAUGAGUCCUUCAAUGCAGGCUUUGGACAUCGUACUUUUGGACUCGAUGAGGCAGUGACACAAGACUCACUGUCGCGGCACUCUUCAACCGUACAAAACACUGCGCAUGUUCGCGUCCUGCGCAGUAAUUACACCGUCGCUGAAAUCAGAGACCCUCAACGCGCACAGCAAAAUAAAGAAGCUGGUGCUGCAGGCAGUUUAUUUGAUAUUGCCCUACAAACGCUCGCUGCACAUCCAGACACCAACGGGCCUCGCGAGUAUAUCGCAGCAUUGAUACUUGAUGCGCAUUAUGAUACCACCACAAAGCUGAUUGUGGGGCAUGCGGCACUCGGUGGCGGCACCCCCCAGGUAUCUCUCGCGAUAUUCGGCAGUCAUUCACUCUUUGCGUGGCCAUCAUGCCUUGAAGAUAUUGAGCGAUGUUUUACGGAUACGCGCGAGGUGGAUACGCGGUAUUGUGGUAUCGAUGCAGAAGGCAAGCGUUACUACUCUGCGUGUAAUGUUGGCAUUGGCGCCAUGAUGCAUGAGUGUGGGCAUCUCUUUGGUUGUCCGCAUCAAGCGUCCGGUGUCAUGCUGCGUGAUUACCCGCGUCUCCAUCGUUCCAUCACAGCAAUGGAACCAGCCCUGGCACAACAAGAAGUAGGCGAUGGCUUGUGUCACUGGCAUCUACUGGAUUUACUCAGAUUCGCAACUCAUCCAUCCUUCAAGCUACCAGAGGAUGAUACGCUACAAGGAGACAUGACAGCCAUGCCGUGUCCUGCAGGCUUGUACGUUGAAGCACAAGAUGGUCUGCGCUUCAUUGAAAUUUACGCAGGAGGCGAAUUUCCAGCUGGUCAAAUGCUGUUUGAGCAUUCAAAGCACAACAAGCACAUACGCACACAACAGCUCAUCCUGUCUGAAGAGCAAUGCCGACAACACGUCAACGCAACCCCUGGUAAACUCAAAAUCUCCCUCUUUUCACGCACAAACCAUAACACAGUGAUUGAAGAUCUCGCUGCUGCCCUGCACCCUGAGCAUAUUGCCGGGAUCGGUGAUAUUUACAAGUCAAGCGCAUUAGGCUACUACCCUGGCGAAGACAGUCAAGUCCUCCUCGAUGCACCUGUCAGCAAAAUCGUCAUUUUCGCCGGUGCGAGUCUCGAUGGGAUGGAAUGCCACAUGGCCGGUUCACGUCCAUCCCUCCAACUCUUUGGCAAACGCGGCGGCGCACGGCAUGUCUUUGAAUUUGUGCCCGGUGAGGUUAUCACUGGCUUUCACGUUCGAUCAGGCGCAUGGGUCGAUGGUCUCGCCAUUACUACCAAUCAUCGACAACUCCCCAUGUGUGGCAAUUUGAAUGGUGGCAGUCUGCAUACCCUACGUGCACCACCGGGCAUGCGCUGUUGUGGUGUUUUUGGGAAAGUACAAGAUUGGACAACACAGUUUGGGAUGCUCUAUACAACAACGUGAAUGGGUGCCUGCUGUAUUUUGUGUGGAUCUUGCGUUUGGCAGCAUCACGCUGAAACAAGGCGCAAAUCGGUUCAGGGGAUUGCAGCUGGAGAGGAAGAUUCAAAUUCAUUCUUAUCUUCAUGUACAGUAGUAUGAGAGAGUAAUGAUGUUUUAAUUGACAGG